AUGGCGGCUCGUGCUUUGUCUCCGCGCGUGGACACGUCCGACGCGACGGAGCGCGACCCUUACUCCGCUCGGUUCAAGCUCCGUGCAGUCCGCGCCGCACUUGCGCGCCCUGUCUGGCGCCGCAUCGUCCCGACGUGCCGAGAGUUUGACAUCAGCUCGCUCGAGCUGCGGGACUGGAUCAAAGACAGAGACGAGAUCGAGUCGCUGGCGAUACUCGAGGAGAUCGUGGAUACUGUCGCUGUCGAGAGGGGGGAGGGGGAGGAGGGAGAGAAGACGCACUUCAUUGGCAUUGGUGCCGCAUACGCAUAG
Emiliania huxleyi CCMP1516 is the source of this 309-nucleotide messenger RNA. RefSeq lists its product as hypothetical. NCBI's taxonomy places the organism in Eukaryota, Haptophyta, Isochrysidales, Noelaerhabdaceae. The record is from RefSeq and is a predicted model, not a curated record. Bases 1 to 309 code for a protein of 102 amino acids. The transcript has 2 exons.